Messenger RNA from Morus notabilis, 840 nucleotides. RefSeq lists its product as uncharacterized. The record is from RefSeq and is a predicted model, not a curated record. The transcript has a single exon. The coding region runs from base 1 to 840 and encodes 279 amino acids. Lineage: Eukaryota; Viridiplantae; Streptophyta; Magnoliopsida; Rosales; Moraceae.
AUGGAACGUAUGGCCAGCCUGGAGCAAAAACUGACAGGGGACGUGGCGGGCCUAAAAAAGAAUAUAGAUCGUGUGACUGAGGUGGUAAACGUCGAUAUCACUCCCAACCACACACAUGACCAUCCAUUUACCGAAGAAAUAAUGGCGCCCCCUCUCCCCGAUAAAUACAGGUCGUCGUUGAUCCCACCGUAUGAUGGGCGAGGAGAUCCCGAUGACCAUUUGGAGAUGUACACAGGGCACAUGCUCUUGCACGGUUAUGCCGAGGAGAUCAUGUGCCGAGCCUUUCGAAACUAUUUGACGGAUUCUGCCCGAAGACGGUUCCGGACGCUGAGGCCAAACUCUAUCUCGAGCUGGGACGAGCUGAAGGAAGUAUUUUCCCUCCAAUUGAUAAGGGUCAAAAAGUACGUCCCCCCAAAGCAAAAUCUGACGAUGAUAUACCAAAAGCCAAACGAGUCACUAAGGGAAUGGCUCGCGAGAUAUCGGGAGGCUGUCGCCGCCACGAUGGAUAUAACAGAUAGAGAGGCCUUGAUGGGGGCCUUGUCUAGCAUGAAGAAAAUUACCACAUUCAAAAGAGAGCUGAACUGGAAACCUUCGUCUAGCUACAGGGAGUUUUUGGCGCGAGCGCAGGGGUACAUCAACGCCGAAGAGGCGGACGCAAACGACCCCGAGCACAGGUCCAACAAGAAUAAAGGAACCGAACAAGGGUCGACGCCUGUGAAACAGGAUGGGAAGAAGCGUCGAGGUGGAGGAAACGGAGACAAGCAGCCCGCCGCGACGACGAGUGCUCCAGAGGCCAAGAAGCCGAGGAAAGAGGAUACCCGUAAGCCUCGACUGUUCUAA